Messenger RNA from Triticum turgidum subsp. durum (durum wheat), 2064 nucleotides. Lineage: Eukaryota; Viridiplantae; Streptophyta; Magnoliopsida; Poales; Poaceae. The record is from the annotation of a GenBank genome assembly.
AUGGAGUUUGUAGUGGGUGCUUCAGAAGCCACCAUGAGAUCUCUCCUAGGCAAGUUGGGUGGUCUCCUUGCCCAAGAGUACACUCUGAUCCGUGGUGUCCGCGGCGACAUCCAGUACAUCAGCGACGAGCUCGCCAGCAUGCAGGCCUUCCUUGGCGACCUCGGCUCUGCCCUGGAUGACCACGAUCGCCGGCUCAAGAACUGGAUGAAGCAGAUUCGUGACAUGGCAUACGACAUGGAAGACUGUGUCGAUGACUUUGCUCAUCGCCUCCCUCAGGACUCUCUCAGCGAUGCAAGAUGCUCCUUCAUCGUGACGAUAGUCUACGAGAUGUGGACGUUCUGGCCUCGCCGCGACAUUGCCUCCAAGAUUGCUGAGCUCAAGGUCCGGGCACAGUACAUUGCUGAACGACGCAGCGGAUAUGGAGUGAACAACCCAAGCCCAAGAACAAGCUCUGGAGCCGGAGCAACCCAUGCUGUUAUGUAUGGCAUUGCUGAGCAUUUGGUGGCAAGCCGUCAGCUCAUCCGCACAGAGAACCCCGUGGGAGUGAAGGUGGACAUGGAGAAGCUCCGGAGUUGGCUAACCAAACAUGAUAAAGGCUCUCAUCGAGCUGUUGUGUCCUUGAUUGGAUUCGGUGGUGUAGGAAAGACCACCAUUGCCAUGGCAUUGUACAGAGAUUUCAGGAAUGAAUUUGAUUGUCGGGCAUCAGUCACAGUGUCUCAGAACUUCGAUGAAGAUGAAGUCCUAAGGGAUGUUCUUGGGCAAAUCAAGCCAGCAGACAGUCAAAUCAAGACAAAGGAGGAGGUGCAGGAGGGCAGCAACACAGGGAAGGUGGAGAAGAAAAGUCUAGCGACAAACAUUAAAAGUUCAGUUAAGCGAGUUGUGCCACUGCUCUCUGGUCACAGGCCGCAAAGCAAUGAUGGCAGCAUGCAGAGUAAGAUAGAAACAAUGAAUCGCGACCAACUUAUUGAAGAACUCAAAACGCGCCUGCUUGGAAGGAGGUAUCUCCUCUUGAUUGAUGAUAUAUGGUCUGUUCAAACAUGGGAGACCAUUAGAAAUUGGUUGCCACAUGAUAAUAAUAAGGAUAGUAGAGUAAUAGUAACUACAAGAUUUCAAGCUGUUGGUGCGGCUUGCUCAGAAAGAGAUGGAACUGAUUAUCUGCAUACAGUUAAUGCCCUAAGUGAUGCCGCCUCCAAAAGUCUAUUUCAUCAGGGUGUUCUUGAAUCCCCAAUCAGCCAAGAAAGCGAAAGAAUGGAUACUGUUGGUGCUGAGUCCUCUGAAGGAGAUGGAACUGAUCAUCUGCAUUCAGCUGAUGUCCCAAGUGAUGCCAAUGCCAAAGGUCCGUUUGAUGACCGUGUUUCUGAUCCACAGAGAAGCAAAGAAAGGGGGAAAGAAGAGGUCCAUGAGGAGAUAUGGAAAUAUUGCGGGGGGCUGCCUUUGGCCAUAGUCACCAUGGCUGGCCUUGUGGCCUGCAACCCAACAAAGGAUAAUGACCAUUGGAAUAAAGUUUGCAAGUCAUUGUUUCCAGAGCAAGUAAGCCCCCUUACAUUGGAGGGGGUGAUAAGGAUACUUGAUUAUUGCUACAAUGAUUUGCCAGCAGAUCUCAAGACCUGCUCAUUGUACUUGAGCAUAUUCCCCAAGGGCUCGAAAAUUAGUAAGAAGCGUCUGACCCGGCGGUGGAUAUCAGAAUGUUUUGUUGCUGAGAAGCAAGGGCUGAGUGCAGAGGAAGUGGCAGAAACAUACUUCAAUCAACUUGUAAGCAGGAAGAUAAUACGGCCCGUGGAUCACAGCAGCAAUGGGAAGGUCAAAUCCUUUAAAGUUCAUGACAUGAUCCUGGAAUAUAUCGUGUCCAAGUCAAGCGAAGAGAAUUUUAACUACGCCAUGUUUCGUGUUUGGAAACAGCCAAUUUUUGUGUUUGGAGAUUGGCAACAAAGUCAUUUAUUUUAUCAUAGGAAUUCUCGAAUGCAUAUAAGUUCAAUACUACCAGUGACAGUUUUUGACAUUUUGGCUGUAUACAUCCAAAAUGUAAGGUUUCAGAGAGCUCAGGAGAGUAGAUCCUACACAUAG